Messenger RNA from Lacerta agilis (Sand lizard), 2649 nucleotides. RefSeq names its product doublecortin like kinase 3 (gene DCLK3). Gene Ontology annotation, biological process: intracellular signal transduction; protein phosphorylation. The record is from RefSeq and is a predicted model, not a curated record. The coding region runs from base 7 to 2472 and encodes 821 amino acids. Gene Ontology annotation, molecular function: protein kinase activity; ATP binding. The transcript has 5 exons. NCBI's taxonomy places the organism in Eukaryota, Metazoa, Chordata, Lepidosauria, Squamata, Lacertidae.
GGGACCAUGCCUGCCGCCGCGCCGCCGCCCCCCUUGCGUCCCGCCGCGGGGCCGGCGCCCUCCUGCGGCUGCCCCUGCUCCCGCCACCACCCCGAACCUCGAGGAUUUUUUGACCACUCUUUAAACUGCAUAACGGAGAGAAGACUACAGGGCACUUGCCCACCAAUUGGCCGUGGAAGUUUUGGGAAGCCGUUCUUUGGUACAAACUGUUUCAGUUCCCCAUUUAUUAAUUCCCGGACUGGUUUCCACACAAUUCAUUCCGAGAACAGCCCGGUAAAGCCGAGGAUUGUCACUGUCGUAAAACCUUGUGGGCACACAGUGAGGAAGAUAACACUGCUCCUAAAUCGGCGAUCUGUCCAGACAUUUGAACAACUGAUCGCUGACAUCUCAGAAGCCCUUGGGUUUCCACGCUGGAAGAAUGACCGUGUGAGAAAACUGUAUAAUCUGAAGGGAAGAGAAAUCCGAAGUGUUUCUGACUUCUUUAGAGAAGGCGAUGCCUUUAUCGCUAUGGGAAAGGAGCAGCUAACCCCGAAGAACCUGGAAGCAGCAAUCCAAGAGCUUUUCCCUGACAACCCCUAUGCACCUCGUACUGGAACCACACAAAACUGGGAGCAAACUCAGAAACCCAAAAACAGACUGUAUGAAAAGUCUUCCAAAUUGGAAAAGAGCCUUGAGCCCAUAGCUGCCAAGAACUGUCCGGAUGCCAUAUCUCCUAAAUUAAUUAACAGGCAUGAAGUGAAAGCUCAAACCAAAGUCAGGCAAGAGGAGAAGGUGAGGACCAAAAAGAGGUGGGUCAGAGAUAACUGGGAUGAAGAGCAAGAUGCAAAGCCAUCUAGAAAAGCGAGAGAAAGCGAGAGAUAUUUUAAUCAAGAGAAAUGCCUUGAAAGUGAAGCAGAAAAGAGUUCAGACAUGAUAGUGAGAUGUGAGAAGUGCCAAAGAGAAAGGGAACUCAGGCAAAAAUUGCAGAAGGAAAGACAGACUGAUCUUCCAUUUGAGAGCAGGGACUUGAGCAUGAGAACGUGUCAGAGAUACCAUGUAGAAAGGCCAGUGAAAUUGAGAAAUUGCAGGAAAUUGUCAGAAAGCUCAGCGGAAGAGGGCAAAAUUACAUGGAACGAUGCUGCUUGUCAAAGUACCUGGACAGCCCCUCUCAGCCAUGCCAAAAAAGACUCAGAGAAGCAAAAAAGGAGCGUUGACAGGGAGCAAACUCUGGAAAGCCAUAAGAAUCGUGAUGAAGAACUGGGAAAGAUGAAGCCCAUAGAGAGUCAGCGUACCAUAGUAGGAGAUGCCUAUGAAUUAAAGAAGGAGCACCGAAAAUGUUCUAGAGUGAACCAAAGCUGCUGGUUGAUCAAGGGUUCUCGGACAGAUACUGAAAAACCAUUGAAAAUUCAGGGGAAUAGGGAAGAGGUACGGAAAUCGAAUGAGGAAGCUAAUGGAGGAGAAGAGAAAGUAGGUCAUAGUGAGGGUGAACUGAUUAGGCAUGAAAGGGAGGAAGAACAUAAAGUCAACAAAGAGAUUAACAAGACGCGUAGGGCCAGUGACGCAAAGCUGAGACAUGAUGUCUCAAGCCGAGCAGAUGUGGAGAAGAGUUAUGAGAUUGGCAGAACCAUUGGAGACGGGAACUUUGCUGUUGUGAUGGAGUGUCAUCACCGCAACACUAAUCAGAACUAUGCAAUGAAAAUCAUCGAUAAGUCCAAGCUGAAAGGAAAGGAAGACAUGCUUGAAAAUGAAAUACUGAUCAUAAAGAGCCUUUCCCACCCAAACAUUGUCAGUUUGAUUGAAGUAUUUGAAACCGAUGCAGAAAUAUACCUAAUCUUGGAGUACAUUCCCGGUGGGGACCUGUUUGAUGCCAUAAUCGAGAGUGUGAAAUUCACAGAACGUGAUGCUGCUCUCAUGAUAACUGAUCUUUGCGAAGCUCUCGUCUAUAUUCACAGCAAGAACAUUGUCCACAGAGAUCUUAAGCCAGAAAAUCUUCUGGUCCAGCGUAAUCCCGACAAAACUACCACAUUGAAACUAGCAGAUUUUGGCCUUGCAAAACAGGUGACCAAACCCAUAUUCACCGUGUGCGGAACUCCAACUUACGUUGCUCCUGAAAUACUGGCUGAGACUGGCUAUGGACUAGAAGUGGACAUGUGGGCUACUGGCAUUAUACUCUAUAUUUUGCUUUGUGGAUUCCCCCCCUUCCGGAGUCAUGAAAGAGAUCAAGAGGAGCUGUUUCGAAUCAUACAACUUGGGCAUUAUGAAUUUCUCUCACCAUACUGGGACAAUAUUUCGGCAGCUGCAAAGGACCUGAUCAGCAGACUCCUUGUGAUUGACCCCCAGAAGCGCUACACCGCCCAGCAAGUUCUUCAGCACAUGUGGAUCCACACAGCAGGGAAAAACAGCAGCAGGAACCUUCAAAGGGAGGUGACCAUCAAUCUUGAACGCCACUUCCUGAGCCAGCGCAAGGCUGAAGCUAGCAACAAAGACUCGUAAAAGGUGCAUCCAGGUGUACUGAAUGAGCCCACUGUAAAAGCACACUUACCAUAUACCCUUAAGGACUGAGCUCAGGGGAAAUCCAUUAUUCCUGUAUGAAGACAAAGCCUGCUGUGCCCCCAAACUGAUUGGCUAGUUUCCUGUGAUGUUAUGUGCCCCAUUUCCUUCUUUCUACAG